UGUGCGGGCCUGGCCACUGCCGCCUCCUCCGCCUCCUCCCCCCGGGGCGAAGGGCAGCAGGCACUCUAGGGCUGGACAAACGUGCGGACCUCAGCCAUGGCCGGGUCUGGGUUUGAGUCGCUGGAGCGGUGCUUGGAAAAACAUUUGCCACUCACAGAACUGCAGGAGGUCAAACGUCUUCUCUAUGGCAAAGAGACCAGGAAGCUCGACCUGCCCGGCGCGGCUCUCGAGGCUGCCUCCAGAGGGGACUUCGAGCUGCAGGGCUAUGCGUUCGAGGCCGCCGCGGAGCAGCAGAGAAGGCCCCGGACCGUGCGUGUGGGGCUCGUUCAGAACAGGACCCCGCUCCCCGCAGACACACCCGUGGUGAAGCAGGUCGCCGCCCUCCACAGGCGCAUGGAGGCCGUCGUGGAGGUGGCUGCCAUGUGUGGAGUCAACGUCGUCUGCUUCCAGGAGGCGUGGACGAUGCCCUUUGCUUUCUGUACGAGAGAGAAGCUUCCGUGGACGGAAUUUGCCGAGUCAGCGGAGGACGGGCCCACCAUCAAGUUCUGUCAAGAGCUGGCGAGGAAGCACAGCAUGGUGGUGGUGUCCCCCAUCCUGGAGCGAGACUCGGCCCAUGGGGACGUCCUGUGGAACACGGCUGUGGUCGUCGCCAGCUCCGGAGCGGUCCUGGGCAAGACGAGGAAGAACCACAUCCCCAGAGUGGGCGACUUCAACGAGUCCACGUACUACAUGGAGGGAAACCUGGGCCACCCCGUGUUCCAGACCCAGUUCGGGCGGAUCGCCGUCAACAUCUGCUACGGGCGGCACCACCCCCUCAACUGGCUGAUGUUCAGCAUCAACGGGGCCGAAAUCAUCUUCAACCCCUCCGCCACCAUCGGAGCGCUCAG
Capra hircus (goat) is the source of this 887-nucleotide messenger RNA. It is a transcript of the gene UPB1, whose product is annotated as beta-ureidopropionase 1. Gene Ontology annotation, molecular function: beta-ureidopropionase activity. The record is from RefSeq and is a predicted model, not a curated record. Lineage: Eukaryota; Metazoa; Chordata; Mammalia; Artiodactyla; Bovidae.